UAGCUGAUAUUUGGCCAUGAAUUUCUCGUGUACUCACGUAAGGUUGGUUAACUACUUUUAAAUUGGUCGGUGCCACCACCUUUGCAAGUUCAGUAUGAAAUCGGAACAUUCUUAUCUGUGACUAUUUGUUCAAAGAGGCAGCGUUAGCUUUAUUUGCACUUUCUGGCCACAGGACUCCGAGUAAGAUAGCGGGAAGACAAAAUCAGUUGAUGUUGCACUGAGAAAGCAUGACGAAGUUCAAUGGGAUUAUACGGUUUGUUCUCAGUGUUCUAUUCCUAGUGCUCGUUCUCAUGUUUUUCUGGACCAAUCCGCGAACCCAUACCAACUUCCAUGUGAAUAGCUAUCUGACAGCUCUGGGAUCUAAUUGGACGGUUGGUCGUUGUCAUCAUCACGAUGGAAAAUGGAAAGUGGAGUCUGAUAUCACCUGGAUCUCCAGGGUCGUAUAUCAUAGCCAGGAUGACACGUGUUUUAGGAUUAAAAACAACCAAAGCAACAAUGCCGGUCUGUUGAUGAAAGAAGACAACCUCCUGGAAAUUACUUAUUCCAAAUUGGAUAACAUUCGCAAAGUGAGCGGUACUACAAGGAUAAUCCGUGGACAACAGAAAUUCCAACGCUUCAGUGACACAAGUAUAACUUUGCCUAUGAUAAUCGAGGAGGUUAGAUUUGUGAGAGAUCCUCAAGAAGAACUUGUGCCGAAGUUCCUUCCGAUUCGAAGACAAAAAGCUUUUAUAAUGGCGCCAGCCACUCCUGAGGAAUACCUCCAUUGGGAGCCAAAAGCGUUGAGUGAAUUUAACUUUGUCCUUUUUCCGCAUUACAACGUCUCGAAUGCCAUUCUCAUGCAAGCCCUUUUUUACGGAGCGAUUCCAGUAUUCACUGAAACCUUCAGUCUACCAUUGGCUGAAGUAUUGGACUGGACCAAGUUGUCCAUCACCCUUUCUCCGACCAAUCUCAAGGAUGCCAUUGCUCGGGUUUCCAAAGUCCGAACAAGGACCAUUUUAGAAAUGAGGAGACAAGGAUUCCACAUAUUUCGAGCCUAUUUCAGUUCUAUUCCCAACAUUUUGGACGCCUUAUGUCUCAUUAUUAUGAGGCGACUCGAUCUCAUUCCGCCAAUGUUUAAUAGGACAGAAUCGUUUGAUUUGAUACAACACCAAAGAUUAACACCGUCAAGCAUCUCACGGAGUCCUUUUGAUCCCCAUGAAGACUACUUCCUGUGGAAUGUAGCCUAUCAUCCUUGGGUUCGAGCACCCUGUUAUCCCGGGACUCACCAAAGAAAUAUUCCAAAGUGGUAUGAGGAAACAUUCGUCAAUGAUUCUCAGGACUUCCAAACCAAGUAUACGCCCGUGUUCAUGACUUACAAGAGAACAAAUUUGAUGCACGAACUUCUGAUCUUGUUGAACGGAACCCGUUGUAUUGAUCAAGUGAUUGUGAUAUGGAACGAUGUGGGUAACCCAGUGCCCGGAACUUUCCAGUUGCCCGACACAUAUUUCCCGGUGCGAAUUCUGAGAGCGGAUCAGAACUCACUCAACAAUCGACUCCUUCCAUUUGAUAUUAUCAACACUGAAGCCAUAUUUUUGAUGGAUGACGACACCCGAGUUCCCGAUCCUUUGACCUUAGAUCAUGGAUUUCAGAUUUGGAAAGAGCACAAGGAUCAAAUGGUUGGAAUAUCGCCUCGAACGACGGCCCCCGAUGCCAAAGGAGUUUAUAGCUAUAAGGCUGGCCGUGCUCAAGAUAUUGCACUGACUCUCACGAGUGCCACAUUCGUCCACCAAUAUUAUGCUUACUCUUACACAUAUCAAAUGCCGCAGAAGAUUCGAGAUGAAGUUGAUAAACACACGAAUUGCGAAGAUAUUUUCAUGGGUGGAUUGAUUUCCGAUUUCACAGCCAAGGCACCUGUGAAAUUCUCAAAGAUAAUUGAGGUCACUUGUACAAAAUGUGAUAAAGGUGCAUCUAUUUCGACCACUAGCGGCCACUAUGAACGACGACAGAAGUGCAUCAACAAGUUGAUACAUUUCUACGGAUACAUGCCGUUGGUUUCGACCAUCUCAUUUGUGGAUGUUUUGCAGCCAUAGGACCACGUACAUUUGCAAGCUUGUGAAUCCCAUCUCAGGACCAAGGAUAUCAAUAUCAGUAAUCAAUUAGCUCAGUUUCAUUUUCAUACCCAAGAUUUCCAGGAAAUUUAUCACAAUGGAAAUACAAUUGUGUUGCCUCGUUUUGGAAAAUGGUAUAAUAUAGUAAUAAUAUUAUAAAGAAUUAUAUUUUGUGGUUUA
Messenger RNA from Tigriopus californicus, 2267 nucleotides. Its product is annotated as exostosin-3-like. NCBI's taxonomy places the organism in Eukaryota, Metazoa, Arthropoda, Copepoda, Harpacticoida, Harpacticidae. Gene Ontology annotation, molecular function: glycosyltransferase activity. The record is from RefSeq and is a predicted model, not a curated record. The coding region runs from base 228 to 2069 and encodes 613 amino acids. Gene Ontology annotation, cellular component: membrane. The transcript is spliced from 7 exons.